Messenger RNA from Coprinopsis cinerea okayama7#130, 5016 nucleotides. Its product is annotated as AMP-dependent synthetase and ligase. The transcript is spliced from 18 exons. Gene Ontology annotation, biological process: fatty acid metabolic process. Gene Ontology annotation, molecular function: phosphopantetheine binding; medium-chain fatty acid-CoA ligase activity. The coding region runs from base 301 to 5016 and encodes 1571 amino acids. Lineage: Eukaryota; Fungi; Basidiomycota; Agaricomycetes; Agaricales; Psathyrellaceae. The record is from RefSeq and is a predicted model, not a curated record.
CUUCCCUCCAGGAUGAUGGCACAGGCGUCUGGAAAUAACGGCGUUCCUCUGUCCUUCCUUCGCAGGAAUUUUCACGUCCCUCAAGGACUUUCGUUGGGCGACUACCUCGGCGAGCGAAUAUCGCAAGCCUCCAAUAUUUCGACCCUCCUCGACUGUCUUCCCAAUACCGCUGAACCUGCCAUCUAUUCACCAGACACCACGCUCCUUCCACUCAAACAUGCUGUCAUACGCACAUUCGUUUCCGAGUUCGUACUUCCGCACUCACCGUUGCGUCCCGGCCUCGGGCGUAACGAUAGAGUCAUGGUCGCUCUCCCAACUGGACCAGAAAACGCCCUCGCCCUCCUUGCCCUGGCAGCCUACCACACUUGCGCCCCAGUAAAUGCCAAUGCUACCGCGACUGAAAUCCUUGAAGACGCUCGGCGAUUGAACAUCAAGGCUAUCGUCACCACACCUGACGCCGAAGGCCGGCUGGAAUUGCAUCAACUUCAGCAAGCUCUCAAUUGCGAGGUCAUUUUCAUCACACCUCGACGCUCUGGUGUUGCUGGUCUAUUCGAUAUGCAGCUUAUGGGAGGAAUUACUCCGGAGUAUUCACCCGAGCGCGCGGCACUCCACCGACUUGGGGAUACAUCCCUCAUCCUGCAUACCUCUGGCACGAGCGGGACCAAGAAGGUCGUCCCUUACUCCCUUAAAUCUCUCAUCGUGGGCACCUGCUGCGUCAUCCAGUCCUGGGACCUUCGUAGCUCAGACGUCAAUAUGAACAUGAUGCCUCUUUUCCACGUUGGAGGUAUCGUGCGCAACCUGCUCGCGCCCAUCUUGUCCGGAGGUAGCGCGAUCAUGUGCUUUAACUUUGACCCAAUCGCGUUUUGGAGUUUGGCGCCGCUUCUAAGGGCCACAUGGUACUACGCCGCCCCUACCAUCCACCACUCCAUCCUGACGGCCAAGCCAGCUAUCUCGUUUGAUGAUAUCCGAAUUCGCAUGAUUUGCAACGCUGCCGGCGGUUUGUUGCCUUCUUUGGCUCUGGAAAUGAAGCAGGUCUUCCGCCAAGCCGUCAUCUUGCCAUCCUACGGCAUGACCGAGUGCAUGCCCAUCGCGACGCCUCCAACAAACUACCAAUUGGACAGACCAGGCUGUUCAGGAAUAGCCUGUGGACCCUACCUUUCUAUCCGAAACCCCGUCGAUUUAGAGAAGGAAUUGCCGGCUGGGGCGACCGGGGCUAUCUGUGUGCGAGGCUUGCCCACUUUUGAGGGAUACGAGGUGUCUCCUGACCCCUCCGUUCCCUUGAGUACGUCGGCGUUCUCUUCUGAAGGAUGGUUCGAUUCUGGUGACGUUGGGUACAUGGACCGAGACGGGUACCUAUACGUCACCGGUCGCUCUAAAGAGAUUAUCAACAGAGGCGGAGAAGUGAUAUCUCCCUUCGAGAUCGAAGAAGCCAUCGCGACGUCAUGCAAGACACAUGUCAAGAACGUCCUGGCCUUUGCAGUAUCACACGACGUGCUUCAAGAGACGAUUGGAGUCGUCAUUGUUCCCGCGGAUGGCCAGCCUCGCAUCUCCCUUCAUCAACUCAACGACCUUCUCCAACACAAGCUCCACCCUUCAAAAUGGCCCUUUGUUGUCGUUUACAUGAACGAUGUCCCGAAAAACAAUGCAGGAAAGCCUCUACGAAUCAAGCUAGCCACUCGUCUCUCGCUGCCGACCUUCACGGACAAAAUCACAAUGCUACAACGUCACUUUGAAGCGACGUUAACUUCCGCCACAAGCUCGUUAUCGGAUCCUAUCCUAUGCAGCCAGGUCAAGGUUCACAUCCCCACUAUCGAAAACGCCCUCCUCCAAAUUCCAAGAAUCAGGCAAGCCGCGGUUCAAGCACGCGGAAACACCUCCAUCGACGCUUACGUCUCACUCGAUCCUAGCGACAUGUCCACCCUAUCUCUUGACGAUGUUAAGACCCGGCUGGCCACACUUAUUCAUGGUUACUCUAUCCCCGACGCGAUCUUCUCCGUGUUCUGCCCCCUCUAUCGAAAACCGUCCGGGGACGUGGACUUCAAACGGAUCGAGGAAGAGGUGGCUAGAAGAAAUGCCUCCAACAUGACCGCGACCGAAGUCAUGGUCCGUGAUAUCAUUGCGCAGAUGCUUCUCCUGGAGCCCGGUGCCAUCACCAAAGACUCGGACUUUUUCCUUCUCGGGGGAAACUCGCUCCUAACCGGGAAACUCUCGCACCAAAUAAGGAAACAGACGACUAUCUCCCUCGCCGCGACCGAUUUGUUCUCUAACAGCACCGUGGCGGGAAUCGCGUCCCUCAUUGAUCAAGGGGAGAAGGAACCACCCAAGACGCUCAAGUCCAAGCAGUCAACGCUGUCGAAUAUGUCGUUCGUUUCGGAGAAGGACAAGUAUCGACUGUCGACGCUUUCCGCCAUGACAGCAGUGCACGAACUCAACCUUCCGGUUCUUGACGAAGACCAGACGGAAACUUACCCACCUCGCAGGCGAGGUCAAAAUCAUCCACUCUGCCUGAUAUUCCAAGCCAUUCCUUUCACAUUUUUCUAUCCUCUCAAAACUGCUCUCGCUUGGACAAUGCUUCUUUUUGUUCUCGCACACCUCGCUCGUUACCUUCACACUACCUAUUGGACUCGGAUGGUCGGACUGGUAUCCGCCAUCAUCAUUGCUCGUUUGACCACGAGAGUUGUCUGUCCCUUAUUCGCGAUCAUCUUCAAGUGGAUUGUCAUUGGCAAAUAUCAACCUGGCGUCUAUCGGACGUGGUCAACUUACUACCUACGCUGGUGGAUCGUCAAUCAGAGCUUACGAGCCGCAGGCAGAGGCGUGUUUGCCAUGCAUCCCAAGCUCCUGGUCCUCUAUUACCGUCUUCUCGGAGCAAAGAUCGGAAAAGAUGUCCAAAUCGACCCUUCAGCCCAGCUCGGAGAAUGCGACCUCCUCACCCUUCAAGACGGUUGCCGAAUCGAUGCUGCUGUUGUUCGUGGCUUCUGCGUGGAACGUGACAGAUUCAUUCGUCUCGACCGAAUUGUCAUUGGCGCUCGGGCUGUGUUGAACACCUAUACCACCAUCGCACCUGGGGCAAUCCUACCGGAUGGGGCGGUCUACGGCCCACAUGCGAGCUCCCAUGAUUUGCCUUCUCCCAGGUCGUAUGCUGCAUACAACAGAACGACGUUCGCGAAGCCGCAUUGGUUGCUCCAGGUCCUGUUUGCUUACCCAAUUUUCGCGAUUGUGAUCUUCAUCUCCUACAUCCCUUGGUUCUUCUUCAUCUGGCUCAUGAUCCAAGAGACCAUCGUCGACAACUCGGACUCCAACAGCGCCGUCGACUCCGUCAUCAAGUGGUUCUCGGACCCGACUCGCGUGCUCUAUCAUUUCUGUGCUCGAAUGGUCCACGUCGUCCUCCGGCCGCUUAUUCACGUCUUCGUCUCCAUCCUCGUCAAGCGUAUGCUCGGGCUGAACAAAGAGUGUAAAGCCAAGGAUACUACGCAGUUGAUGUUGUUCAGACGUUAUGUCAAUUCGGUCUUGCUCUCAAAGCGGGCGUUGAAGAAUGCCUUCUCGAUCUUGGGCACACACUACGAGACUGUAUCGAUUAUUUACCGUCUCAUGGGUGCAAAGAUCGGACGAAGAAUUUAUUGGCCCGGCUCUGGAAUCUACUGUCUAGAUCCUGAGCUCCUUGAAAUUGGAAACGACGUGGUGUUUGGAUCUCGGUCUGAGCUUUACACUACUGAUAGUCUGGGGUCUGCGAAGAUCGUCAUCGGCGAUGGAGCUAUGAUCGCCGACCGGGUCGUUCUACUUCCAGGCACUAGGGUGGGACGUCGAACAGUCAUGGGCUCUGGGGCACUAGGAAAGGGAGGAAAGGAAGCCUAUGAAGAUGGUUCCAUCUGGAUGGGCAAUGGCAUGGGUAACGCCAUUCGUCUCAGCCACGGCUCCAAACUCGAUAUGUCCGCUUCUACCACUCCCUCGACCAGUACCAGGACCCUGAACACGGGCACGGAAGACCUAACCACCCCCUUCGGCCGCGCCUUCUACAAACGCCAAGCACCCUACUUUGUCUACCCCUACUGGCUCAUCGUCGUCAUCAACGUCCUCUGCGCGAUCCUCACUGCGGCAUACUGGUCUGUCGCGGCCGUUGCUGCUGCGCAAUUCCUCCGCCUCAUCGUCGACAACGUCCCCGACGCCCGCCUAUUCCGCAAGUCCUGGUACCGAUUCGGACUUUUGUAUGGCAUGGUGGCCCUCUCCUUCGUCGUGAUCCUCAAGAUCCAGGCUAUUCUGUCCCUGCUCUGGGUCAUAGCGACCAAAUGGAUUAUCAUCGGUCGGCGACAGGAGGGUCAGUUCGAUUGGGACAAGAGCAGUUAUUGCCAGAGGUGGCAGCUGCAUUUGGUGUUGUCGAGGGUGGUGUUCAAGGGCUACGGGAAUGGGGGCGUUUUGGCUUCGUUUACGGGCUCGGCGUACUUUGUGUGGUACUUGAGGGCGCUUGGAGCGAAGAUUGGGAAGGAUUGUGGUAUUUACGUUGGAGGGAGGAUGGGACUUAUGACUGAACCUGAUCUCGUUGAGCUGGGCGAUGAGGUCAACCUCGACAACUGUUCGGUCGUGGCACACAUCAACUCGCGUGGUCAUUUCUCUCUCAACAGCCUCAAGAUCGCCGAAGGCUGCGCACUGCGCACAGGCUCUCGCCUCCUCUCCGGCGCGUCCAUGGAACGCCAAAGCAUGCUCUGCGAACACACCCUCCUCUCCUCCGGCGAGGUGGCCGAAGAAGGUGCGACCUACGCCGGCUGGCCAGGCAAGAAACUCGACCCUGCAAAGGCGGCUGGUGGUGGCGGCGGAGCAGGCUCAGCGUCUGUGGACAGCUUCGUGGAGAACCACGCUGCUGUGUUCAUGUGCCACAUGUGUAGGCAGAUGCCGAAGGAUGCUGUUGUGACGGAUUGUGGGCACUUGUUCUGUGAAACUCGCCUGCUUCUGAGCCCCGAGUUGACGCCUACUGUCGCUCGACCUGUGGUCGGGACAAUCCCGAAGUACAAAUGCUCCGUCUAA